AUGAAAUUCCCAUCUCUUCUUCUUGGACUUCACCUGGCAGAAGCGGCUACGCUCGGGUCUCGAACAGCCCACAAACCCAAAACCAGCCAAGGGAGCUGGACAAGACAGAGCCUCAUCGGACAAGGACCACGUCAAGAGCAUUCUGUGACGAGCAUCGGCAGUGACAUCUAUCUCGUCGGCGGUGUUGCGUACGACAGCCUCUCCGUCCCGGAAACGCUCAACCGAGUCGAAUAUUACAACACUGAGGACAAAAGCUGGCAUGUUGCCGCACCCCUACCAGUACCGCUCAAUCACGGCAACACAGCGACUGUCGAUGGCAAGAUAUACUUGCUGGGCUCACUGUCUGGCGCAAUGGACUGGGUCGCCAUGAACAGUUCAUACGUCUACCAGCCCUUCAAUGAUACCAUCACGCCCAUGCCCAACGGCACCGCCAGAGGUUCCAGCGCUAUGGGAGUGCGCGACAGUAAAAUCUACGUGGCCGGCGGCAUGACCAUCCUCCAAGCAUACGAAGGCGGUCAUCAAGACAGCGUCUCCAUGGUAUCAUCCUAUGACACCCUCACAGACAGCUGGGAUAUCGACUACCCACCUCUCCCGGAGCCACGCCAGCACGUCGGCGGUGCAGUCAUCAGCUCAACCUUCUACGUCAUUGGCGGUCGCGAGAAUGGCAUCCAUCAGUACCACAAUACCACCUACGCUCUUGACCUCGACAACCCCGUGGAGUGGAAGGAGCUCUCGCCGAUGCCGACAGCUCGCGGUAGCCUAGCUUGUGCUGCGGUUGGGAAAAAGAUUUAUUGCUUUGGCGGAGAAGGCGACCGCUCGAACCCACAGCAGAUUUUCCAUGAAACGGAGGUGUAUGAUACGACGACGGAUAGCUGGGAGACGCUACUGCCGAUGGAGGUUCCGAGACAUGGCACCGGGGCUACGGCGGUGGGCAAUAAGGUGUAUAUUCCUGGAGGUGGUGUGACGAGCGCGUUCUAUCCAGUAGGAAUUAUGGAUGCUUUUGUCGUUGAUGGGGAGGCUUGA
Messenger RNA from Saxophila tyrrhenica, 1023 nucleotides. RefSeq lists its product as uncharacterized. Gene Ontology annotation, molecular function: protein binding. Bases 1 to 1023 code for a protein of 340 amino acids. The transcript is spliced from 2 exons. The record is from RefSeq and is a predicted model, not a curated record. Lineage: Eukaryota; Fungi; Ascomycota; Dothideomycetes; Mycosphaerellales; Extremaceae.